Dimorphilus gyrociliatus is the source of this 1373-nucleotide messenger RNA. The record is from the annotation of a GenBank genome assembly. Lineage: Eukaryota; Metazoa; Annelida; Polychaeta; Dinophilidae.
UCACAUGACUUCAUCGCCAUGUAAAGCGACGUGCUGGUAGCAAAUUUUCAAGUAAUUUCGUCAACAUUUCUGCUCUAUUUUAACAGACAUCCCUUCUGCAUCAGAUUAAGUUGUAUACAAAAUGGCUUUGACCUUAAAAAAGGUCAAAGGAACUCUGGAAAGAGUGUUAGACAAAAAUUUACAAGAUCUCGUUCGUGGCAUAAGGAAUCAUAAGGAAAAUGAGAGCAAAUAUAUCGCGGAGUGUAUAGACGAAAUCAAACAAGAAUUAAAACAUGACAACAUCUCUGUUAAAGCAAAUGCAAUUACAAAGUUGACCUAUUUACAAAUGCUAGGCUAUGAUAUAAACUGGGCUGCUUUUCAUGUAAUUGAAGUAAUGAGCUCAACCAAGUUCACAUUUAAAAGAGCUGGAUAUUUGGCGGCUGCACAGUCUUUCAACGAUGGUACGGACGUUUUAAUGUUGACAACAAAUUUGAUUCGGAAAGACCUUAGUAGUUCAAAUAUGUACGAUGCAGCUGUUGCAUUGAACGGACUAUCUUGCUUUGUAACACCUGACUUAGCAAGAGAUUUAGCUAGUGAUAUUAGUACUUUGAUGACAUCAACUAAACCUUAUUUAAGGAAGAAAGCAGUCUUGAUAAUGUAUAAAAUCUUUCUGAAGUAUCCUGAUUCUCUUCGACCAGCAUUUCCUAGAUUAAAAGAGAAGUUAGAGGAUCCUGAUCAAGGCGUACAAUCCGCUGCUGUAAAUGUGAUAUGCGAGUUGGCCCGUAAGAACCCGAAAAAUUAUUUAUCAUUGGCUCCGCUCUUCUUUAAACUUAUGACAAGUUCGACAAAUAACUGGGUUCUUAUAAAAAUUAUUAAAUUGUUUGGAGCCUUAACGCCGCUAGAACCUAGACUAGGAAAGAAGUUAAUUGAACCGCUAACGAAUCUAAUUCACAGUACAUCAGCUAUGUCUCUAUUGUAUGAGUGUAUCAAUACGGUUAUAGCUGGUAAGUAAACUAUUUAUAUUGUUUUUGAAAAAUCUCCUAGUUGAAGGGAGUAAAGGCGAAUGAGAGAUUUUUUGUCAUAAAAAAUGAAAAGGACAAAUAGAUUCGUGCAAAAUUUAAAAGCCAUGCUAAGCUAAGCGCAAAUCGAUUUUUUUUUAAAAAACACUCAAAAAUUUCCUUUAUAUUGAUAAUAUAUACUCCUUAAUAAGUUUCCAAGAUAAGUUACUCUUUUUACUUAAACUACUUCUUUCUUUACUUUAAAAAUGUUAAUUACUCUUAAUACUAUUAUUAUUUCCUUAUCUUUUGUUUCUUAUAAAGAUAAUCUUUUUAAGAGCCUUGAAAUGGUUGUUAUUCUAUUUAAUAAUAAUCUAUUUCUUCUAGAUAAUUAUACCA